AUGGCCAAUUUAGGCAGUUGGCAGCACUAUAACCGAGAUGCCUCAAUUUCAAUUACAUUGUUGGGUGUCUUCUUCGUGGGACUGCGCUUUCUCUCGAGGCAUCUAGGAAAAGUGCCCCUGGGCCUGGAGGAUGGGCUGAUUGUGGCCGCGGUGUUGAACUUAUUCGUCAUUUUCGCACUCGAUAUAGAGAUGGUAAAAUACGGCCUUGGCCUGCACCAAUCCACCAUAUCCAUGGAUAGCCUAAUAACCAUCAACAAACUCCUUCUCCCCGCCGAAAUAUUCUACUGCACCUCAAUAAUCCUCACCAAAACCUCCAUCCUAGCAAUGUACCACCGGAUCUUCCACAUCCAUAGGCCCACCCGCAUAGCCGUGUACAUCCUGGGAGUGAUAACGAUCAUCAGAGCCAUAUCCCUCAUUUUUGCCUCCAUCUUCCAGUGUACUCCUGUCGCUAGGGCGUGGGACAAAUUCCAAUACCCCGGUCGAUGCAUUAACCUCAAGGAUACGUUUAUUGCGAAUGAUGUUGUGAAUGCUAUCACUGAUGUAGUCAUUCUGGGGCUCCUGAUCGGGAGAGUGUGGAAAGUGCAGGCAGGGUGGGGGGUAAGGAUGGGCGCCGUGGGGAUGGUCUCUUUGGGGGAUACACUAGGCCGAUCGAACGCAUGGUGUGUAAUAGAAGUCUCUUCGGGGAUUAUCUCUGCGUGUCUCCCUACUCUACGUCCACUGGCAAGAGCUCUGUUUCCGCGAGUGUUCAGCAGAAAGCAGUCCUCUCGGGGACAGGGGAGUUCAAGCUAUCCUAAACCAGGCCUUCGUGGGCUAUCAGGCGAAUCUAGUAAGGACAUAUUGUCUAAGAGACCAGAUGUGGGUGUGGAGUCAGAUGGGGAUGAGUACCCGUUGACUGUGGUUAAGAUCAAAGGGGAGAGCUGUAGGAGAAAUUGA
This is a messenger RNA of Aspergillus niger, 933 nucleotides long. RefSeq lists its product as uncharacterized. The record is from RefSeq and is a predicted model, not a curated record. The transcript has 5 exons. The coding region runs from base 1 to 933 and encodes 310 amino acids. NCBI's taxonomy places the organism in Eukaryota, Fungi, Ascomycota, Eurotiomycetes, Eurotiales, Aspergillaceae.